Molecule: messenger RNA, 1377 nt
Organism: Leptosia nina
Lineage: Eukaryota; Metazoa; Arthropoda; Insecta; Lepidoptera; Pieridae
Source: the annotation of a GenBank genome assembly
AUGAUGUGGUAUCUAGUUGUCGCGGCCGUAUGUAUUUUGUACGUGUACUGGUCUUUCAGAAUGUAUCCGGGUAACAUGCCUGUGUAUCCUGGGAAGCUGCCACUGUUGGGGAACCUUUCGCUAUUUUUGGGAGACGCCGUAGUUAUAACGGACCCCGACGAUUGCAACCAAGUACUAAGUUCGUACUUUGAGAGACCGGGUUUUGCAAAUAAAUUCCUAAGACCGUUCCUUGGCGAUGGUCUUUUAGUUGGACCAGGUUCAAUAUGGAAAGACCGCCGUAAACUUAUUAGCCCAUCAUUCAAUCAACAAGUGAUUGACAGCUUUCUGGAUAUCUUUAACAAACAAAGUCGACGCCUCGUCAAAAGCUGGGAGGAAUAUGUUGGAGACGAGAAUUUCGACCACCACGACUAUUUAGAGAAGACUGCUUUAGAAACCGUCUGCUUAACCAUGGCCGGAGUGGACAUCACCCAACAACGGGAAUACAACAAUAGGUGUCUAACGGCUUUCCGCACUCUUGUCGAUCGUGUGAUAGAGAGAGCUAAAAACCCCUUCUAUUAUACGGAGUUAAUUUACAGCAUGUCAGCUUUGAAGAAAACUGAAGACUCUAACGUGGCUAUCUCACAUCAGCUAACUGAUCAGGUCUUACAAAGAAAGCGAGAGGAGUACAACACCGACCAGAAAAUAAUCGAUCCUAAAUCAGAAAGUAAAUUCAAGCCGUUCCUACACCGUCUACUCGAUUUUAGCAACACGUCGCUGAGUGAUAAGGACAUAAAAGACGAGAUGAACAACAUUAUAUUCGCCGGAUCUCAAUCCAGCUCAGCUGUUGUAGCCUAUACUUUACUGUUGUUGGGUACAUACCCAGAAAUUCAACAGAAAUGUCGGAAACAAAUUCUAGACGUUUUUGGUGAUUCGGAUAGAGACGUGUCGAAGGCGGACUUAACACAGCUGAAGUAUCUUGACGCAGUACUCAAAGAGACGAUGAGACUGUGCCCCGUUGCACCGUUUACCGGAAGAAUUAUCACCGAAGACACUAAACUUAAAAAUGCCGUUCUACGCAAGGGCCUCGUUUGUGGUGUAAUGUUGUACGGUGUGCUGAAUAAUCCGGAAUUGUGGGGUUCAGACGUCAAUGAGUUUGUACCAGAAAGGUGGUUAGAGCCCAACCGUCUCCCAGAAAAUCCUCGUGCUAUGGGUAGUUUUGGAUAUGGAAAGCGGAAUUGUAUUGGUAAAAUCUACGCUAUAAUGACGAUGAAAGUUUCCAUCGUACACAUACUUCGCCGUUAUCGAGUAACCGGUAACUAUCAUAACAUGAAAUUAAAAAACCAAGUCAUCAAUAAACCAGCUAGGGGACACGAAAUAAGGAUAGAACUCUUGGAAUAA